Molecule: messenger RNA, 2319 nt
Organism: Boleophthalmus pectinirostris (great blue-spotted mudskipper)
Lineage: Eukaryota; Metazoa; Chordata; Actinopteri; Gobiiformes; Gobiidae
Gene: f3a
Product: coagulation factor IIIa
Exons: 6
Coding region: 80-964 (294 amino acids)
Biological process (GO): blood coagulation
Cellular component (GO): membrane
Molecular function (GO): protein binding
Source: RefSeq, a predicted model, not a curated record
GGACGCGUAGACAGACACACCGCCACAGCUCCUCACGGGAGGGACCACAGCGGAGUAGCACCCGAGAAAAGCGCUCAAAAUGCGGAUUCAUACGAGACAAGCGCCCGUGUUGGUGGCGGUACUUUUGCACAUCUGUCUGAGCACGUCGCUCGACCCCGCCUUGUUCCCACGGGCACAGAACAUCACAUGGAGGUCCAGUAACUUCAAAACAGUGUUGACCUGGGGCCCAGAGCCUACUGCCGAGUACUCCUACACCGUCGAGUUCUCACAGGUGGGCAGAGACCGUCAGAGGAACCUCCACUGUAUCCAGACGUCCCAGACCAAGUGUGACCUGACCAAUGACCUGAGAGAUCUGCUCGUCUGCUACACCGCCGACAUCAUCUCAGAGCCACCCACGGGAACCACCAACGACCUCCAGGAGUACCCCCAUGCCAGCUCCCCGCGCUUCUGCCCUUAUAAUGACUCCAAGCUCCUGAGCCCGUCCUUUAAACUGGAGGUCAGUCCGGAUGAGAGGAAGACCACUGUCCACGUCACGGACCCCCUGACCGCCGCCUUUCAAGACGGCCGCCAGCUCAGCAUCAGGGAUGUGUUCAGAGACGAGCUGGAGUACAAGGUCACCUACUGGAAGAACAAGAGCACGGGCAAGAAAGUGGCCACCUCCAGCUCUAACUUGGUGGAGGUGCCUGGUUUGGACCGGGGGCAGAGCUACUGUUUCCAGGUGCAGGCUAAGGUCCGAUCCAGACCCACAUCCUCACAGCUGGGUGAGUUCAGCCAGACCCAGUGCACCAACCAGCGGGACCCUUCACUCCUGGACCAGUACUCAGUGGGUGUGAUCGCUGCAGCCGUGCUGCUGCCCCUCCUGCUGGUGGGAGGGCUCAUUGCACUGAUUGUGAUUUGCUGCAGACGCAGGAGUGAGAAGAGAAGCAGUGUGAAAGAGAAGGAGGCCGAAGCGCUAAACGUGUGACUGUGAGUGUGGGGCUGUGAACGCACCGUGAUGCAUUCGCUGACUUUAGUUUCCGUGAAACUGCACCACACACGUCAGUAGUGGUUAUGUACUGUAUAAAUGUAAUAUAUGUUUGUAUGGAGUAUAAGGGAACACUAAGCUGGGGCUGUGCUCUGGUCUAAUGCCUGCUGUUUAAUAUGAAUGUAUUUUACUGUAUCAUGUGGCCAGUGUAGGAAAUAAAAACACGCUAUAGGUUGGGUUUAUGUGAACCAAUAUACCAAUGUAGAAUUGUCAACAUUCUAGAAUUCCUCUUCUUCUAAUCUGAGGCAGGAGUUUGAUGUGAAACUGUCAGAUUGCAGAUUUGUGGACCUGUUUAUGGUUCAUAUCUCUAUUUUUUUUUCCUCAGAAGAAAAAAGUGCCAUUAUUAAACUCCAAAGACGUAAUGUUGUCCGGUGAAAAACCAGGCCUUUGCUCCACCUGAGACUAUGACAUCAAAAUUCAAGAAUGUUGACAUCCUGAGUUAUACCUUUAGUUUUGGGGGUUUUUAAUGUUUAAUUUAAUGUUAUCUACUGAUAGCAGUUCUCACACUUUGAUCCAUCCCGACACUGAUCCUGGGGUAGUGGGUCUGUGGUCCAGCUGCACUUUCACUUGGGACCUUGUCAGCCACAUGAAUCUACAAACUCUUGAUGUGCUCAACUCUUUAUAGAGGGUUACACCUGUCAGUCUGGAGAGAGCCAUCUUAUUUAUGUAAAUCCAGUUUUCACUGUACAAAGGAGAGCGCUGCUGUAACACUGCCCCCUGUCUGUGGAGGGCAGGCCUUACACUCUAACUUCAUAGUUUGUGUAUAUUUGGGGUAGCUAGAGUUAUUGUAUCUUUAUACACCAUUAGCAUUAUAAAGUCCUGUCUCUGCAUUCUGUGUAGCUCUGAGAUAUAAUGGUUUAAUCCAUUUCUGACCAGUCAUGAUCUUUUUUCCAUAAACCUAAAUAAAAUGACCAUACACUUCAGUUUUAUAAAAGUUCAUGAACAACCUUAUCAUUCGAAUGGGAUGCUGUGUGUGUGUGUGUGUGUGUGUGUGUGUGUGUAUACGUGUGUAUACGUGUGUAUGUGUGUGUGUGUAUGUGUGUGUGUGUACGUGUGUGUGCCUGGGUGUUGUCUAGUUGGAUGUAACAUAAUCUUAUAUAAGUGUAUGAGGAAAUGUACUGUAUACUGUAAAGUGGUGGCUCUUAAACACUAGCUCUUUAUUUAUUAUGAUGGGACCGCUGUGGGAAAUCAUAUAUUCUAUUUUUGUAUUAAUUUAUUCUUUUUAGCGUAGAAUACUUUUAUAUGUCUGAUCUUGGCUGAAUGUAAUGAAACAAAUAAUAAAACUAAAACUGAAA